CCCAAUUUUCUUAAGUUUAGUCAUUGGUGUUUCUCUCUGUCUCUGGACAAUUUCUUUUGGUGGUUCAUGUUUUUGUUUUUUGUAUAGACGGUUAGCAUUAAAACUGAAGCGUAUAAAGUAUGGACGAAUUGACCUAGCAAAUGGGAAGCGAAGGGAAUGGUGCCUAGGGAACUACGAUGGAUCUCCUCGGAUCAAACCUAACAAGCGAAGUUGGACUCCGUUUGCUCCUUUGUCCUCUUGGUUCCAACGUCGUAAUUCGAACAGCAUGUUGCGGUGUCGGAGUUGCUUUGCCUGUUUACUCUACGUUCAAGGCAAUAGAGAAUAAAGAUCAAGAUGCUCAACAGAGGUGUCUUUUCUACUGGGCGGCCUACGGUUCGUUCAGCCUUGUUGAAGUGUUCACAGACAAGCUUAUUUCAUGGUGUCCCAUGUACUAUCACAUGAAGUUUGCAUUUCUUGUCUGGCUUCAACUUCCACCCACCAGUGGAGCAAAGCAAUUAUAUACGAACCACCUGCGCCCCUUCUUGUUGAGGCAUCAAGAGCGAGUUGAUCAAGUGUUGGGUUUUGCAUAUUGUGAAAUGAUCAAACUGGUCAGUUCAUACCAUGCAGAGAUCAAGCUUGUCAAGAGCAUGGUAGUAAAGAUUACCGGAUCAGCCGAAAAACUGCUGAGAGGCACUGCUGAAUCAGAUAGAUCGCAGCAACAUAGUUCUGCUGAAGACCCUGCAGUGCCCUCUGAUACUGAACCUGACCAAAACCAUAAUCACUGAUGAGUGCCUCCAGGAAACGCCAUGGACUGUGUAAUAAGGGAGACUAGACUUCUUAAUUAGCUUUUUUUAAGGUAGUCAAUAUCAGGAAUUUUGUAAAUUUAAAUUUUUUAUUCGAGUUUAGGAUAAAGUGAAACAACUGUGGUUCAGUGUAACAAUUAAAGAAGAGGGAGUUAAAAAAACAGAGUAAUAUUAUCUCAAUGUUAUUAAAGAAGUUUCUAUGUGAUUUUUAAGUAACUUUUUUGUGUA
This is a messenger RNA of Vigna unguiculata (cowpea), 1010 nucleotides long. RefSeq names its product HVA22-like protein K (gene HVA22K). NCBI's taxonomy places the organism in Eukaryota, Viridiplantae, Streptophyta, Magnoliopsida, Fabales, Fabaceae. The record is from RefSeq and is a predicted model, not a curated record.